Rotaria socialis is the source of this 720-nucleotide messenger RNA. Lineage: Eukaryota; Metazoa; Rotifera; Eurotatoria; Philodinida; Philodinidae. The record is from the annotation of a GenBank genome assembly.
AUGGAUAUCGUAUUAAAUACGUAUGAUCGAUGGGUUUUUACACCCUAUGUAUAUCCCAAAGAUGGUUGGCCUGAAGAUAAUAUUGUUCGACAAUUAAUUACCCUAACUAUAUUAGUUAACAUUCAGGCUGCUAUGUUAUAUUUUGCUGUAGCUGGCUUCAGUUAUGUAUUUCUGUUUAAUAAAAAACAAAUGGAACAUCCAUUAUUUCUGAAAAAUCAAAUUCGACAAGAGAUUACUGUCACUCUUAAAAACAUCCCAAUGAUGAGUUUUCCAACAAUUAUCGUAUUUUUAAUUGAACUACAUGGCUAUUCAAAAUUAUACGAUAGUUCACAACAUUCUUACGGUAUUAUUCCAUUGAUCAAAGAAGUUUUUAGCUUUCUAUUUUUUACUGAUAUGUUAAUUUAUUUCAUUCAUCGUGGUUUACAUCAUCCUCUUGUUUAUAAACGAGUACAUAAACUACAUCAUCGUUGGAUUGUUCCAACACCAUUUGCUAGCCAUGCAUUUCAAUGGCUAGACGGUUUUCUUCAAAUGAGUAUACACGAUGGGAAUUAUGCAGUACCAAAAUUAUUUCGAUCAAUAGUCAAUGGUGCUGCACAUCACAAUGAUCAUCACCAAUAUUAUAAUUGUAAUUACGGGCAGUUUUUUACUUUUUGGGAUCGUCUAAUGUGCUCAUUCCGUUCUCCAGCUGUUUAUAAUGAACAAACAAAGCAUGGUGAUUAA